Messenger RNA from Dendrobium catenatum, 695 nucleotides. RefSeq lists its product as uncharacterized. The transcript is spliced from 3 exons. The coding region runs from base 265 to 438 and encodes 57 amino acids. Lineage: Eukaryota; Viridiplantae; Streptophyta; Magnoliopsida; Asparagales; Orchidaceae. The record is from RefSeq and is a predicted model, not a curated record.
AAAUUUCCGGACUCCCCCACAGAACAAGUUCUCCGUGAGGUGGGGUUUUGAACGAGUUGCUAAAACCUUCUUUGCCUCCUUCGACGACGUUCCUUCCAGUUGGCCGUUCUUGCUGUUGUAUCGGAAGUAGCAACGGGAGCUCGCUCGCUGUGAAGGUUUCCUUCCGUUGCCGGGGUUUCAGACGACUGCGAUUUCGGGCUAUUAUUCUUCUUCGCCGGCCUUCACCCGUAUUUUCUCGCCGGAUUUAAGCAGGAUCGAAGCAAGAUGUCUUCCUUCUCAGGAUACCAAUUUCUCGCCACCAAGACAAAGAACUUGAUUGUUGCCGGUGGCUUGACUGGCUUUGUCUUCGGAGUCUACUAUUACACUAUGAGAGCAGUUGGAGGAUCUGAUGAGUUGCAGGUAGCGAUUGACAAGUUUGAAGAGUUGAAGAAAAACUGAAGCAGAGGAGUCUCCUUUUCUGCUGCCUAUAGCCUUCCAACUAUUUCUCCAGAUACAGACAAAUUUUUUUGCUUCUCUCUUUUUAUGACCAACCAUAUUCUGAAACUUUAAUUUGUUUGUGGAAGAGUUAGCCUUUCUCUGAUUAAUUUUCUCAUUCUUAAUAUAGAUAAGAAAGCAUCUAUUAUAUAGGACAAUCAAAGUAAUGUGAUGAAAUUUUGUUAAGGAUAUAUUUUAAUACUAUUGAAUUUGCUUUGCCA